Pongo pygmaeus (Bornean orangutan) is the source of this 1685-nucleotide messenger RNA. RefSeq names its product epoxide hydrolase 4 (gene EPHX4). The record is from RefSeq and is a predicted model, not a curated record. The coding region runs from base 159 to 1247 and encodes 362 amino acids. Lineage: Eukaryota; Metazoa; Chordata; Mammalia; Primates; Hominidae. The transcript is spliced from 7 exons. Gene Ontology annotation, molecular function: catalytic activity.
GCGGCGCGUGUGCGGAGCUGCCGCGGUGACACGGAACGCCGGCCGCCCCGGGCCGGGGGAGGCGCGCGUCGAGCGGCGACGGCGGGCUGGCCUGGCGUGCCGCGGCGCUCGCUCACCGGCUCCCGAGGAAGGGCAGUGGGCCCCGCCGCCGCCUCCCGAUGGCGAGGCUGCGGGAUUGCCUGCCCCGCCUGAUGCUCACGCUCCGGUCCCUGCUCUUCUGGUCCCUGGUCUACUGCUACUGCGGGCUCUGCGCCUCCAUCCACCUGCUCAAACUUUUGUGGAGCCUCGGCAAGGGGCCGGCGCAGACCUUCCGGCGGCCCGCCCGGGAGCACCCUCCCGCGUGCCUGAGCGACCCCUCCUUGGGCACCCACUGCUACGUGCGGAUCAAGGAUUCAGGGUUAAGAUUUCACUAUGUUGCUGCUGGGGAAAGAGGCAAACCACUUAUGCUGCUGCUUCAUGGAUUUCCAGAAUUCUGGUAUUCUUGGCGUUACCAGCUGAGAGAAUUUAAAAGUGAAUAUCGAGUUGUAGCACUGGAUUUGAGAGGUUAUGGAGAAACAGAUGCUCCCAUUCAUCGACAGAAUUAUAAAUUGGAUUGUCUAAUUACAGAUAUAAAGGAUAUUUUAGAUUCUUUAGGGUAUAGCAAAUGUGUUCUUAUUGGCCAUGACUGGGGGGGCAUGAUUGCUUGGCUAAUUGCCAUCUGUUAUCCUGAAAUGGUGAUGAAGCUUAUUGUUAUUAACUUCCCUCAUCCAAAUGUAUUUACAGAAUAUAUUUUACGACACCCUGCUCAGCUGUUGAAAUCCAGUUAUUAUUACUUCUUCCAAAUACCAUGGUUCCCAGAAUUUAUGUUCUCGAUAAAUGAUUUCAAGAUUUUGAAACAUCUGUUUACCAGUCACAGCACUGGCAUUGGAAGAAAAGGAUGCCAAUUAACAACAGAGGAUCUUGAAGCUUAUAUUUAUGUCUUUUCUCAGCCUGGAGCAUUAAGUGGCCCAAUUAACCAUUACCGAAAUAUCUUCAGCUGCCUGCCUCUCAAACAUCACAUGGUGACCACUCCAACACUACUACUGUGGGGAGAGAAUGACGCAUUCAUGGAGGUUGAGAUGGCUGAAGUCACAAAGAUUUAUGUUAAAAACUAUUUCAGGCUAACUAUUUUGUCAGAAGCCAGUCAUUGGCUUCAGCAAGACCAACCUGACAUAGUGAACAAAUUGAUAUGGACAUUUCUAAAAGAAGAAACAAGAAAAAAAGAUUGACUUUUCUUUAUCUUCUAUGAAGGGUCUGUAAUGAAAUCUCUAAAUAAUUUUUAAAAAUUAUUCAUCAACUUAUGUUUUAUUAGGAAAAAAACUGUUUUAAUGUGCUUUAUCAUAAAUAAAUAUCCUGACAAAUGGUAUUGAAAAAAAUCUGAGAUCAUGUGAACAUAUAAUACAAUGUUGAUUUUCUUCUGGUGUAUUUUGCACAGACAAGCAUCUGCCUUAAAAUAUAUACACUUGUACAAAAAGGAAGUUUGGAGUAAGUGCUCCCAUUUUGGUUUCUUGCUUUUUUUUACUCUGUUAACAUAUGGUGCCUUUUACAAAUGUAUAUUAAAGAUUAGCUGUGCCAUAUUAUAAGGCAAACCUGCAAUAAUAUAAAUUUUCAUUCUAUUGUUCAAAAGUUCUUUUUACUAUUUUUAACCAUUAAAAAGUUAUAUUAUC